This is a messenger RNA of Neltuma alba, 3051 nucleotides long. Its product is annotated as MDIS1-interacting receptor like kinase 2-like. Gene Ontology annotation, biological process: protein phosphorylation. Lineage: Eukaryota; Viridiplantae; Streptophyta; Magnoliopsida; Fabales; Fabaceae. Gene Ontology annotation, molecular function: ATP binding; protein kinase activity; protein binding. The transcript is spliced from 2 exons. Bases 1 to 3051 code for a protein of 1016 amino acids. The record is from RefSeq and is a predicted model, not a curated record.
AUGUCUGAAAAUGAUUCCACUAAGCUGCUAGCAUUAUUCUUGUGUGUUACUUUCUUUGCAUUUGUCUCCGCUAGAGAUAGCGAAGCAAAAGCUCUGUUGAACUGGAGAGCUAGCUUCAAUGACCAAAGCAAAGCUAUCUUGUCCUCUUGGAAUAAUGCCACUGAUCCUUGCAGACAGUUGUGGAGGGGAAUUUCUUGUGAUGAACACAUGUCUGUGAUCAACAUAAGUCUCUCAAAUCUUGGCCUUCAAGGUAAACUUUCCACUCUCAACUUCGCUGCCUUUCCUAAUCUCCUCUACUUCGACAUACGUUACAACCAAUUUUAUGGAUACGUUCCCCAUGAAAUUGGUUAUUUGCCCAGGAUUUCGAUAUUGGGUUUGUCAGAUAAUCCAAUUUGGGGUCGCAUUCCUCCUGAAAUCUGGAAUCUAACCACUCUAAGUCAACUUGAUCUUAGUACAUGCAAUCUCACAGGACAAAUUCCCCAAGAAAUUGGGAAUUUGAGGAAUUUGAAUCUCCUGUGGCUUGGAGAAAAUUUGCAGCUUUCUGGUCCCAUCCCGGAAGAGAUUGGAAUGUUGAGUAAUCUUGUAGACCUUCGUUUGCAAAGCAACUAUCUGUCAGGGAGAAUCCCAUCAUCAAUUGGAAAUUUGACCAAGUUACAGAUGCUUUCUCUUUAUGAGAACAAUCUCGCAGGUCCUAUUCCUACUGAAUUCUGGAAACUCUAUUCCCUUGUUAACAUUCAAUUCCGUUAUAAUAGAUUUUCAGGGCCAAUCUCUCCCUCUAUAGGAAAUCUAACAAAUCUCAUACAAUUGUCCUUUUCUAAUAACAAAUUUUCUGGUCCGAUUCCUCCAUCCAUUGGUAAUUUGAUCGAUCUAGACCAUUUCUUCCUUCGAAACAAUAGUCUUUCAGGAUCUGUUCCUUCCUCUAUAGGAAAUAUGACGAAGGUCAUUGGAUUGCACUUGGACAUCAACAAUUUUAGUGGUCGACUUCCGCAAGAAAUGAAUAACUUAACAAGUUUGUAUUAUGUGCGACUGAGUGAUAAUCAUUUUAGUGGUCCUUUGCCACAAAAAAUUUGUGAAAGUGGGAGGUUAUUUUGGUUUAAUGCUAAUGAUAACCAUUUCACUGGUCCUAUUCCAACAAGUUUGAAGAAUUGUUCUAGUCUAAAAAGACUCAGGCUUGAAAAUAACCAAAUAGUAGAUAAUAUAACAUAUGCUUUUGGAGUAUAUCCUUAUUUGCGCUUUGUUGAUCUAAGUGGAAAUCAAUUGUAUGGCCACCUUUCAUCUGGGUGGGGGAGGUGUCAAAAUCUCACUCAUUUGACUAUUCACAGCAACAAGCUUUCUGGUGAUAUACCACCAAAAUUAGGAGAGGCAACUCGGCUUGAAUUACUUGACUUGUCUUCAAAUCAUUUGUCUGGACAAAUCCCAAAAGAAUUGAGAAAGUUGGUCUUUUUGCGAUUCCUCUUUCUGACCCAUAACAACUUUUCUGGUGGUAUCCCCUCAAAUAUAAUAAGAUCACUUAACCAGCUUGAAAAGUUGGACUUGGCAGAAAAUAAAAUUAGUGGCUCAAUCACAAGAGAGUUCGGGGUAUUAAAAAGGUUAAGGAUCUUGAAUUUAAGCAAAAACAAAUUUGAUGAAAGCAUUCCCAUUGAGUUUGGCCAACUAGAGGGGCUUGAAGAACUUGAUCUUAGUGACAAUUUCUUGACUGGCACAAUAGCAGCAACAUUUGGAAUGUUCCCCAACUUGCAAGUAUUGAACCUUUCACAUAACAGUCUUAAUGGCACCAUCCCUUCUAGCUUUAAUGGACCAGUGUCAGCAUUAUCUGUAGUUGACAUAUCAUACAAUCAAUUGGAAGGCCCUGUUCCAAACAAACCAGCCUUUCGUAACUUUGAUGCAUUGAGGAAUAACAAAGGUUUGUGCGGUAAUAUCGCUGGCUUAAGUCCUUGUGGAGAUUUCCAAACAAAUGGGCACAACCAAAAGACCAAAAAGUUCUUGAUAAUACUCCUCCCUUUGGCCCUGCUGCUACUAGUACUUGUUGGAGCAUCUGUCAUUUUUUCUCUAAUAGUAGCAAAAGCUAAAAACAAAGAUGGAGAAGCUCGACCAGAAGAUGUUUAUUUUGUAUGGAGUCUUGAAAGAGAAAUAUUGUAUGAAGAUAUCAUUGAAGCCACAAACGAAUUUGAUGAAAGAUAUCUAGUUGGGAGAGGAGGCCAAGGAAGUGUUUAUAGAGCUGAGUUGCCUACAGGUGACAUUGUUGCAAUAAAGAAGCUUCAUUCAAUGCCAAGUGGGGAAAUCUCCAACCAGAAAGCUUUUACAAGAGAAAUUCGAGCCUUGACGGAAAUCAAACAUCGUAAUAUUGUGAAGUUGUAUGGGUUUUAUUCCAGUCCACAACUCUCCAUUUUGGUUUAUGAGUUCUUGGAAGGUGGUAACUUGGAUAGCAUACUAAAGGAUGAGAACCAAGCCACUGAGUUUGAUUGGAAAAAGAGGGUGAAUGUUGUCAAAGGUGUGGCUAAUGCUUUAUUCCAUAUGCACCAUGGUUGUUCAAUUCCUAUCAUUCAUCGUGACAUAUCAAGCAAGAAUGUUCUUCUAAGUUCUAACUAUGAAGAAGCUCGCAUCAUUGAUUUUGGAACGGCAAAGUUUUUGAAUCCUAACUCAAAAAAUAUGACCACAUUUGCUGGCACAUUUGGGUAUGCUGCACCAGAGCUUGCUUUCAUCAUGGAAGCGAAUGAAAAAUGUGAUGUAUAUAGCUUUGGAAUGUUGACUUUAGAAAUCAUCAUGGGUACACAUCCUGCAGAGCUUAUUUCAUACUUGGCAGAGAAACCGACUAAUAAUGGUUUGUUGUUUAAGAAUGUAGUGGACCCACGACUUUCUCCCUUGACAUUCAGAAAACCAGUUCAAGAUGAAGUUAUUUUAGUUGCAAAAAUAGCAUUUUCUUGCUUGACUGAGAAUCCUCGGUCUCGUCCAACUAUGGAACAAGUAUCUACGGAGCUUGUAAGGAGACCAAUAUCUCAUUUACAGGAUCAAUUUCACAGCAUCACAAUUGCAAAACUCAUGAGGGAUUGA